This is a messenger RNA of Mytilus trossulus (common blue mussel), 2093 nucleotides long. RefSeq lists its product as uncharacterized. Gene Ontology annotation, biological process: signal transduction. The record is from RefSeq and is a predicted model, not a curated record. The transcript is spliced from 9 exons. The coding region runs from base 107 to 1444 and encodes 445 amino acids. NCBI's taxonomy places the organism in Eukaryota, Metazoa, Mollusca, Bivalvia, Mytilida, Mytilidae.
ACAAAAUAGCUUUCUGAAAUAUGUGAUCUGUAUAAGAUAUCUAGGUCAAUUGGAAGCAGUGGUUCAAUGAAUUAUCAUUUUACAUCAAGGCGUAGACAACUAUCAGAUGGCUACAGUAACUGAGGAAGGAGAACAACGUUCAGUUGAUAGAAAGGAGCUUCCUGAUGGCAAGAAGUUCCACGUGUUUAUAUCCUACUGUGAAAGUGACAGAUUGUGGGUCAGAACAGUUAUACAACACUUACAAAAUGAUUAUAACUUUAAAUGUUUCGAACAUUCAGCAGAUUUUAUUCCUGGAAUGAAAAUAACAGAAAAUAUAGAAUAUGCUAUGUCCAACUCCGUGAAAACAAUGUUUAUUUUAACGGAGGAGUAUAAUAAGAGUUACUGGUGUCAAUAUGAAGUUGAAUUCGCUAUAUUAAAGUUGUUGGCUGAAAUGAAAGAAAAUGUCAUCAUUCCAGUGUUAAAGGAAGAAUGUGAGAUACCAGGAUAUCUUAGGCCGUUUACCUACAUAAAUGGCACUGGAGAUAUGAACGUAUGGCUUCCUAAGCUUGUAUUAGCCAUUGAAGCAGAAGGGGAACAUUAUAACCACGAAUUGGCAUUGAAUCGGGUUAAAGAUGCAGUGAACCGAAAUCGAAACUUGGAUCUUCUACAUGAGGAAACAAGUCAUAUUAGUUGUAGAGGACCUGUAUUUAGGUGGAAAUAUGUUCCAGAAUCACUAAGUAUACCACCAAUGAAGGUUAGCUCUGAGCUAUAUAACGAAAUUAUCAAGAAAAUUUCUUCCAAGCGUCUGGUAUUAGGACGGCAUUGCAGAAAUAUCUGGUGGCCAACGAUAUUGCUAGCCAUAGUCAUUGUCCUCCCGACAUUAGGUGUUGCACUUGCAUUUAUUGGUAUUUCAAUCAACGAAAGUGAUGAUAAUUUUAUACAGUUGAUUUCUAUCCUGAUGGUAUUUCCUGUUGUAGUAGUGCUGUGGUUAGCUAUGUGUGGCUGUUCAGAAUAUUGGGGACAACGUGAGAUGAGACACACUUUUCAAGAAGUUAACAGAAAACUUAUACCAAACAAGGUCAUGGUCACUUAUAAAAGACAACGAUUGACUGCUAAUUUUACAAUUUGUUUUCUUUUCUUUGACAUGACAACAUGUGUAAAUCACAUGGCAUCAGAACUUCACAACACGAGAAUCCGCGAGAAUCUUACCCGUGAUAUGGUAGUUCUUCCAAUGAAUGACGAUGAUGACGAGGCUCUAUUAGUUGGUACAAAUGAGGAUUCUGUAACAUGUGAUGAACAGGAGACAAUAACUAAUAGCCUAUUGGACUUAUCUAGUGCCUACCUUAUGGAUUAUAUGAAUGAAAAACUAGAACAUGCUGGGGACAAUAACAGACAUGCAACAAAAGCAAUAUGUAUUUGUCAAUUUGCUGAGUCACAGGAAAUUUUGAAAAAUGUCGAUGUGUGAUGUCGGAGAACUAGAAACAGCAUUUUUUUUAAAAUGAAAUGUUCAAAGCAAAUCAAAAUAAUGAUUAUAACAAUAUUUAAUUUAUAUGAUUAUUAUAUUCGUAAAAUUUGUAUACUUCUACUUCAGUUAUCAAAGUUACCAGGAUUAAAAUUAAGUACGAUAGACGCGCGUUUCGUCUACAUAAGACUCAUCAGAGACGCUCAUGUCAAAAUAUUUUUAAAGCCAAACAAGUACGAAGUUGAAGAGCAUUGAUUUAUGUUUUAUAUUUUAUGUGUGUACAUAUAUAGAUAAAUGUAAUAUACCUUUUUUAUAGUCUCUCAUAACUCUUUUUAGAUAGGUUCUUGUUUUAUAUGUGAAAUUGUUAUAUUAUAUAAAUGUUUUUAUAAAAGGUGUUUCGUCUACAUAAGACUCGUCAGAGGCGCUUAUGUCAAAAUAUUUUCAAAGCCAAACAAGUACGAAGUUGAAGAGCAUUGAUUUAUGUUUUAUAUUUUAUGUGUGUACAUAUAUAGAUAAAUGUAAAAUACCAUUUUUAUAGUCUCUCAUAACUCUUUUUAAAGUGGUUCUUGUUUUAUAUGUGAAAUUGUGAUAUGAUAUUAUAUAAAUGUUUUUACAAGAGGUGACAGAGACUCAAAUAAAAAAUAGUCUUGUC